Molecule: messenger RNA, 1228 nt
Organism: Schizophyllum commune H4-8
Lineage: Eukaryota; Fungi; Basidiomycota; Agaricomycetes; Agaricales; Schizophyllaceae
Product: ATP12-domain-containing protein
Exons: 6
Coding region: 70-921 (283 amino acids)
Biological process (GO): mitochondrial proton-transporting ATP synthase complex assembly
Cellular component (GO): mitochondrion
Source: RefSeq, a predicted model, not a curated record
CCCAAGCCUACACGCGAUCGCGCGCGCAUUAUGUGGCGUCGUCAAUUCUCGCCACCGACGACGACGACGAUGCUGGGGUUCCCGUGCUUACGACGCGUAGACGUGCUCCGGACGGUGCAGCUUGGGCAGCGGAGAUGGAUUACGGCGUCCGCGCGCAGGCUGGCGGAGACGGCGGACGGUCCCGCGGUUACGCAGACUAAUAAGGCGGAGGCUACGAUGAAGCGUUUUUGGAAGGAUGUGGACGUCGCAGAACGCGACGGGGGCUACGUCGUUACCCUCGACAGGCGCGCAUUGAAGACUCCCUCCGGCAACACCCUGCUCCUCCCGCGUAACAAGUUUGCGGUCGCGUCGCUCAUUGCGGCGGAAUGGGAGAGCCAGUCAACAGUGCUGAAGCCGCAUGCUUUGCCAAUAACUUCCCUUGCCUCGCGCGCGAUCGACGCGUUCACCAACGCUACCGAACGCGCACAGGUGCAAAAAGGCCUCUUGGACUAUUUGCAUACGGACACCAUCUGCUUCCACCAGGACGAGCCUCACCAACUCGUUACUCUGCAGAAGCAACACUGGGAUCCCCUACUGGACUGGGCACGCAAAACCUACGGGGUCGACGUCCGCAAGGCCGAGUCGCUGUUCUCCAGCACCCAGCCGCCAGAAACGGCCGACAAACUGGCGAAGGCAUUGGACGAGCUGGAUCAGUGGGAGCUAGCUUCAUUCGAGCGCGCCACGCACGUCACGAAGUCCUUCUUGAUCGCGUUGGCCCUCGUCAAGCGUUGCUUAAAUGUCGAGCAGGCGGCGAACGCCGCGCAUGUCGAAGUCAACAGCCAGAUUCAGCGGUGGGGAGAGGUUGAGGACACCCACGACGUCGACUACCACGACGUGCGCCGGCAGCUAGGCUCCGCCGCGUGCCUCUUGAUGCGCGUAUAGCACUUUCGCUAUAAGCACCUCCCAGUACACCAUCUGUCAGUACUGGCGCAGGCGAUACUAUCCACCGGUCCUUGGCGCUCAUCUCGUCAGUAGAGAGUGGACGACACCUCUGCUAGAAUAAGGCUUCCAUGCUCGGGAAGUUUCUGCGCGUUGGGUGCUAGAAGAGGAGAGGAUCCGAGGACCGGUACCUCCACACCGGCUAGGGUAUCUCUACACCGGCUCAUACACCUCCUACCCUCGUGAUAGCUUCACGUAGACGUCCGUGUGCAAUCGAGCCUCUCUGUGCUUGCCAGCGCACUAUCCCCGC